AUAUCUACUCUUCAACAAACAGAAGAAUUCAACUCUACAUCAAGACCAAUGUUUUCUUCCUAUCUCACCCUUCAAAUAUCUACUCUUCAAUAAAAUGUUCCUACACUGAAAUGUAUAUAUGACCAGCUAGUAAUGUAACAAACAUUACAACGUCGCAUUAAAACUAUUCUCCCUCCUUCUGAAGUUUCAGAGUUUCCCUCUUCCUCUGCAUUAUAUCUUCCAAAAUUCCCCUUUAUUACUCUGGAAUUAAUAGUCUAUCUAAUCAAUUUUUCUCACCAUGCCUGGAAUACUAGCAGAAGUCAUGUGGCCUAUAUUAGUGGCUAACAAGAUCCUCAACAAGCAAAUUGGAAGCAGAAAUUUCAUAGCAGAUUAUCCAAGUUAUGCAGAACCCUUAUUGGGUAUUACAAGCCAUGAUCACUCAUCUCUGAGCACUAAAAGCAUUCUUAAUAAUCACCAGGAUUCACAGAAGUACAAGGUUUUUGUCAGCACAUGGAAUGUGGGUGGAAUUUCACCAGACGAAGGAUUGAAUAUGGAUGAUUUGUUGGAGACCUGCAACAAGCCUUUUGACAUCUAUGUCCUUGGGUUUCAAGAGAUUGUGCCUCUAAAAGCAAAAAGUGUGUUGGGGUCUGAAAACAGCAAGAUCUCUACAAAAUGGAAUUCUCUAAUCAGAGAAGCUCUGAACAAGAGAACACAUGAUAAUAAGGAAGGAAAUCCAGCUCAGCAGUGUAGAGCCCCACAAGAUUUUAAUUGUAUCAUUAGCAAGCAAAUGGUUGGUUUAUUGGUAUCUGUGUGGGUACGGAAAGACCUUCAUCCAUUCAUUCAGCAUCCAUGUGUCUCAUGUGUUGGCUGUGGCAUCAUGGGCUUCCUAGGCAACAAGGGUUCUGUAUCUGUGAGAUUUCUGUUACAUGGAACAAGCUUCUGUUUUGUGUGCAGUCAUCUGGCUUCUGGGGGAAGAGAGGGGGAUGAGAAGUAUAGAAACUCUAAUGUUGGUGAAAUAUUUUCCAGGACAAGUUUUCCUAGAGGUCCUCUGCUAGAUUUACCUGCAAAGAUCCUUGAUCAUGAUCAUGUGAUAUUGCUUGGAGAUUUAAAUUACAGAAUUUCUCUGCCAGAAGAAACGACACGCUUACUUAUUGAAAGAAGAGACUGGGAUUCCCUAUUAGAAAAUGAUCAGCUAAAAAUGGAGCUAGUGAGUGGAAACCUGUUAAGAGGAUGGCAUGAAGGAGCAAUUGAAUUCGCCCCAACCUACAAGUAUUGUCUUAAUUCAGACCUGUACUAUGGAUGUUGUUACCAUGCAAAGAUGAAAGCAGCAAAGAAGAGAUCACCAGCAUGGUGUGACAGGAUUAUAUGGUUUGGCAAGGGUUUAAAGCAAAUUGAGUAUGCUAGAAGUGAAUCAAAACUGUCAGACCACAGGCCUGUGAAGGCAUUGUUUACAGCACAAGUCAGGGAUUCAGCAGCAAUAAAAAACUUUCCAAGCUUGUUUCUAUCAGAAAGAUUUCAAAAAAUUAAAACUCAUCACUUUCAAGUUUCCCCCACUCAUGAUGAGUUUGUAUGCCAAAAACAAGCAAGUUUCCACCGGUAAUAAAUCAUUGGUGGCCUAUAAAAAAAAAUCAUUGGUGUUCUUUUGUAAAUACACAUGGUUAGUUUUACAACUUAUAAGACUAUACAAGUUAAAGAGGAAAUUCAGAAGGGACGUGAGAAACAUGUGGCCAAUGACAGAGGUUAAGUUUUUUUUUUUUGGCUGAUAAGAAUACAGUGAAGUUGGUUGUGGAUUGUGGCUGUACAUCAAUAAACUAUAAUUGCCAAGUAA
Messenger RNA from Lotus japonicus, 1807 nucleotides. Its product is annotated as type IV inositol polyphosphate 5-phosphatase 9-like. Bases 278 to 1579 code for a protein of 433 amino acids. Gene Ontology annotation, biological process: phosphatidylinositol dephosphorylation. The record is from RefSeq and is a predicted model, not a curated record. Gene Ontology annotation, molecular function: phosphatidylinositol-3,4,5-trisphosphate 5-phosphatase activity; inositol-polyphosphate 5-phosphatase activity; phosphatidylinositol-4,5-bisphosphate 5-phosphatase activity. NCBI's taxonomy places the organism in Eukaryota, Viridiplantae, Streptophyta, Magnoliopsida, Fabales, Fabaceae. The transcript has 8 exons.